UCUCGUCUAAUUCCUUUCUACCGUUGGGUAUUAAGCGGCAUACAUCCCCAGUAUGCCCGGCACCCAACCAUCCAUCCGACGACAAUACAUGUGCUGUCUGCGGUGCUGACGCCCAUAUCGCUCGCCUCUGCCUGCUCUUGGCGCAGUGAGGAUAUCUGUUCCCCUGUUGAACUGAAGAACCUACUACAAAAUGUCAGAAGGAGAUGUUGCCGCCGAAGUUGUUGAGGUUUCCGGAGACGCCGUCGCUCCUCGCGCCGCUCUCACCGUUGAGGAGGCCCUCCAGGAGGUCCUGAAGAAGGCCCUCAUCCACGAUGGCCUCGCCCGCGGUCUCCGCGAGUGCGCCAAGGCUCUUGACAGACGCCAGGCCCACCUUGCCGUCCUCGUCGAGUCCUGCACUGAGAAGGAGUACAUCAAGCUCAUCGAGGCCCUCUGCGCCGAGCACAACAUCAACCUCAUCAAGGUUGCUGAUGCCAAGAAGCUCGGCGAGUGGGCUGGUCUGUGCAAGAUCGACCGUGAGGGCAACGCCCGCAAGGUCGUUGGCUGCUCCUGCGUUGUCGUCAAGAACUACGGCGAGGACUCCGAGGCCAUGAACGUCCUCCUCGAGUACUUCCGCACCCGCUAAGCGGCGCUUGAGAUUGGCUCCCCCUGCAGCCAACGGAAAUCAUCGAGG
This is a messenger RNA of Polychytrium aggregatum, 670 nucleotides long. RefSeq names its product 50S ribosomal protein L30e-like protein. Gene Ontology annotation, biological process: translation. The record is from RefSeq and is a predicted model, not a curated record. Gene Ontology annotation, molecular function: structural constituent of ribosome. The coding region runs from base 191 to 622 and encodes 143 amino acids. Gene Ontology annotation, cellular component: cytosolic small ribosomal subunit; ribosome. Lineage: Eukaryota; Fungi; Chytridiomycota; Chytridiomycetes; Polychytriales. The transcript has 4 exons.